This is a messenger RNA of Leptopilina boulardi, 622 nucleotides long. RefSeq lists its product as uncharacterized. The coding region runs from base 58 to 552 and encodes 164 amino acids. The transcript has 3 exons. Lineage: Eukaryota; Metazoa; Arthropoda; Insecta; Hymenoptera; Figitidae. The record is from RefSeq and is a predicted model, not a curated record.
AUGUAUGUGUAAGUAUAUAAGAGAAACCUAUUUAAGAAAAAUGAAAGACAUUUGUUGAUGAAUUGCAGAACGAUGAGGGCUUUGGUUUUUUUUCUCGGUACUCUAACUAUUUUCUAUUUCGGUGUAGCAGCCGAAAGAUUUAGCAUACCUGCAGAACUUUUAAACCAAUAUUUAAAUAUGUCCAAAAAUGAGUUGUACCAAAAAUGCGAAGAAAGAAAUAUGCAUUGCAGAACUGUUAUAGGACUUGAAACAUUGGAGGUGAUAGAACAGAAAAAUGGAGAAAAAUUUAUAGAAUUAUUAGUAAACAGAUCAAGGGAAGAUCCUCCUCUGAAUGAAAAAUUGUGGCAAAAAGCAAUGGAUCGACAUUGUCAUCGGGAUAUUGUAUUACAAACAAUGUUGGAUAUUGGUUUCGAAUAUAUUUUUCAAUGUGUUCCAGAAGUAAUUGCAAACAAUAAGCAGGGACUUGAGAGUCUGAGAAGAGAAUAUCUACCAAUCUAUUGUGAUCGCAUAGAACGAAUAGCUAAACAGAAAAUAACAAGGUGGGAACAUUAGACGAUUUAUUAUGAUCAAAAACACAAAAAUUGUAUUACUUGAAUGAAAUAAAAAAAUGUUUUAAAAAUAA